This is a messenger RNA of Meriones unguiculatus (Mongolian gerbil), 6028 nucleotides long. It is a transcript of the gene Prss23, whose product is annotated as serine protease 23. Lineage: Eukaryota; Metazoa; Chordata; Mammalia; Rodentia; Muridae. Gene Ontology annotation, molecular function: serine-type endopeptidase activity. The transcript is spliced from 2 exons. The record is from RefSeq and is a predicted model, not a curated record. Gene Ontology annotation, biological process: proteolysis. The coding region runs from base 158 to 1309 and encodes 383 amino acids.
GGGGCGGGCCCGGCGCUGCGGGAGCCGCCGGCGAGCUCGCACUCGGCCGCGCCGCGGAGCGGGCAUGGGAGCCGCGCGCCGUCUCCGGGCGCCCACACCUGUCUGAGCGACGCCGGGCCGCAGCCCCGACCGGCUGCUCCACGCGGUAGCACGCAGCAUGGCCCGGAUCCCAGGGCUCUUCGUCCUUCUCCUGCUCUUGCUCUGUGUGCUCAGGCAGGUGAGUCCCUACGGUGUUCCAUGGAAACCCACGUGGCCGGCUUAUCGCCUCCCUGUAGUGUUGCCUCAGUCUACCCUCAACUUAGCCAAGCCAGACUUCGAUGCCAAAGCCAAACUGGAGGUGUCCUCCUCAUGUGGACCCCAGUGUCACAAGGGAACUCCACUUCCGACCUAUGAAGAGGCCAAGCAGUACCUUUCCUAUGAAACCCUUUACGCCAACGGCAGCCGCACAGAGACUCAGGUGGGCAUCUUCGUCCUCAGCAGUGGUGCCGACCGAGCGCAGCGCAGAGACCCGGAGGCCACCGGAAGAUCUCGCAGGAAGAGGCAGAUUUACGGCUACGAUGGCAGGUUUAGCAUUUUCGGGAAGGACUUCCUCCUCAACUACCCUUUCUCAACAUCGGUGAAGUUGUCUACCGGCUGCACAGGCACCCUGGUGGCAGAGAAGCACGUCCUCACUGCUGCCCACUGCAUACACGAUGGCAAAACCUAUGUGAAAGGGACGCAGAAACUCCGAGUGGGCUUCUUGAAGCCCAAGUAUAAAGAUGGCGGUGGAGGGGACAAUAGCUCAAGCUCGGCCAUGCCAGAUAAGAUGAAGUUUCAGUGGAUCCGGGUGAAACGCACCCACGUACCCAAGGGGUGGAUCAAGGGCAAUGCCAAUGACAUCGGCAUGGAUUACGACUAUGCCCUCCUGGAACUCAAGAAACCCCACAAAAGGAAGUUCAUGAAGAUCGGGGUCAGCCCUCCGGCUAAGCAGCUCCCAGGGGGCAGGAUCCACUUCUCGGGUUAUGACAAUGACCGGCCAGGCAAUUUAGUGUACCGCUUCUGUGACGUCAAAGACGAGACCUAUGACCUUCUCUAUCAGCAGUGUGAUGCCCAGCCCGGAGCCAGUGGUUCAGGGGUCUACGUGAGGAUGUGGAAGAGACCACAGCAGAAAUGGGAAAGAAAGAUUAUUGGCAUCUUCUCGGGGCAUCAGUGGGUGGAUAUGAAUGGCUCUCCCCAGGACUUCAAUGUGGCAGUUAGAAUCACUCCGCUUAAGUACGCUCAGAUUUGCUAUUGGAUUAAAGGAAACUACCUGGAUUGCAGGGAGGGGUGACGGGUGUCUUCCUGCCAGCGCGCGGUGGUCUUUCUGUCCUCAUUGCAGGAGAGGCCAGCUUUUGAUCAUUGACUCUUUCGGGUGCGCGCCACAUAAUAUCCUUUAUCUGAUAGUAUUCAAAUGGCAAAAUUAAUGGCUUUAUUAUUUGAAAACUGUUGUGUGCGUUGUAGCAUUUAAGCAGUCUGAAAGCAUACUUUUGCAUAGAGAUUUUAAAAAUAUUGAUGUUUGGGGAAAUGAAUAUUUGGCAAAUAAGUUAAACUUUCCGUUUUUUGAGAACUCUCAUUUUUGUCUUAUACAAACUUGCUUCAAAGGUUUAUAUCAAAUAUGUGACAUAUGGGGAAUAUGAAUUCAUAUAUUUGUAUAUGUAUGUUUUCUUCCGAGGGUCAUAGAUUGAUAUUUUUGUAAUGUGUGCUUAUAAUGCUUCUGGAUACUGAUAUCAAAGCACUUAAGUAGCCAGUUAUAAUGUCUUGGAUUCAAACAUUUACAUAGCAGCCCUUGAAGAGAAAGAAUAAUUUAUUGGCUAUAUUGAUACACAUAUAAAACUGUAUCUUACAGUACACAGAAUUCUCAUGCUGCUUUUAGUUUUGAAAAUAAAACUUUCUCUUCCAAAAAACAUUGCUCUAACUUUGUGGGAAGUCAUUAUAUGGCUCUGCAAACCUUGCCAUCACACCACAAUAGACAAAAAUCAUUUAUCCCAAUCCUUCCACUUAGCAAGAUUUUGCUCACAUAUCUGAAGCUGAGAGUUUUCCAAAAGACAAUAAGUGAAGCCUAAUUAGAAUAGGCUGAACUGCUUCCCAGCUAGCAGUUUCGGUCACAAUAAAAACAAUUCUUGCAUUUCACCCCCGGAGUACGGCACUUCUCGCUGUUGAUCGUUUGGAUGAGUAAUUUAAAAUGAAUUAAAUUCCAGGGAACAAUGGAUGCAUUGCUCCAUAGAUGUCACAGCAGAAUAACCAUUUGUUUGAAGCCCCGCAUAGUCACAUGGCCUAGUCCAAGAUUGUUCUGCUUGGUUUUCAACGUGUUUCCAGAGAGCUGUGCAUUUGUUUUAUUUGCAGACUUUUCUCUCGCACUGUACUUAGUUUAUAGUGUUUAAAUAAAAUGCUUGGAAGUUGCUUUAAGAAGCACCAGUAUAGGCCUAUUUUCCUAGCUUAAAGGGAAAUCUUUCGCUGGAAUAGUAUAGGCUAUAGGCACAUACAACGAGACACAGCAGUCAGAACAAAACUGAAAGAAUAAAUGAAGAUGGCUGGUGAGAUGGCAUAGCAGGAAAAGGUAUUUGCUGUCAGGCCUAGCAGCCUGAGUUCCUUUCCUGGGAACCACGUGCUGAAAUGGGAGAACUGACUCUCACAAGUCGACCUGUGAUCUCCACAGAUGCACAGUGACACAUCAGUGCAUUUUUCAUAAAUGAACAAAUGUGCUUUAAAAAUUGGAGGGCUGAGGGAGCCUGUGGACCCAGAUUAAAAUCCAGCACUCACAUAAAAAGUGGAACAUAGCUGCACACACCUGUAACUCCAGUGCUGUAAGGGACAGAGAGCAGAGGAUUGUUGAUUCUUUCUGGCUUCUGGCCCAGCUCUCAGUUCAGGGAGAGACCUUGCUACAAAGGAAUACUGCAGAGAAUUAUAGAGCAGAACACUGGAUGUCCUCCUCUGGCCUCUACACAUGCAUGGAGGUGCAACACACACUACAUAAAAUACAUUGAAACAGUAGGGGAGAAUGCAAAAACUAAUCAGAAUCGUGUAUUCAAGUAAGUGUGUGUGAAUAGAAUCAUGGCGUAAAAAGAAGUGACUUAUUUUGGAGUAUCUUGUAGCCCUUGGCCUAAGCAAUUUUCUUCGAUUUUAUCAGCAAGGAGAAAAGCAAUAUGAGGUAGAUGUUUGAGGUGUUGCAUGCUGGGUAAUUUUAACUUAGAUUGUGAGCUGUGAGGACAUUCAAAUAUAACACUGUCAGUUAGACAUUCUCCUAGCGGCCUGUGUUUCUUGAGCUUCAUGAAGGCUAACUCUGGUAAGGCCCUCAAGAUCAUGCUGCAGGUAGUCUUCAUUUUGUAGAAGUGUGAAAGGCAGGGCUAGUGGGAAUCUGCUGAGUUCCAGUACAAUUUGCUUUGCAAUCUCGCAGGAAUCUCACCCAACCCAAGGAAGAAGAGGCAUGCCCAUUUCUAUGACUGGUACUAGGGGGUUUUGUUUGCUUUUGAAAGAGCACGCAAGAGGUGUGUGUGUGUUUGUGUGUCUGUGAAUUUUGAAAAUAGAUAUUCCUCUUAUGAUUUUUAGAUUUGGGGUUUUUUUUACACAGUUACAUAAUGGCUCAAGCCAAAAUAAUAUCAGUUCUUAGUUUAUAAGUAGAUGCAAUAUACUAAAGAAUAAUGCCCAUAUGGAUGUAGUGGUAAGAGAAAAUUAUAAACGAUUUCAACACGUUCAUCUUCUCAUCAGUGAUGAACAGUGGUGUUAACUGUCAUUGCAAAGCUAAGGACGUUGCUCAGUCCCUAUGACUCAGUGGAUAAACCACGUGUUGUGCAAGUGUAAGGACCAGAGUAUUGCUAAACCUAGAGCAAUGUUCGGCUGAAUUCCCAUGCAGUUUUCAGCUCAGGCUUUCCUGUGGCUCCUGCUACAUUCCUUCUUUGCUUGCAUCAGAAUUCUGAGGUACUCCCAUUAGAGAGGGGCAUUUCAAAGGCCUCUUGAUAGAUGCUUAGGUGCUGGGGAGAUAACUCAGUAAAUAAGACCAAGCAUGAGGACCUUGAGUUCAAUCCCAAGUAGUGUGGUUGUGAACACAUGUUAACCCUAGUGCUGGGUAAGCAGCUAGGUAGGUCCCUAGAGCUCACUGGCCAGCCAGCCUACCCGAGACUCUGUCUCAUAAAGCAAAGUGUAUAACAUCUUUAGAAAUGACUGACUGACACCCAAGAUUGACCUCUGGCCUUCACAAGCAUGUAGGUCCAUACGCAUACCCAAAUGAACACACACACAGGCAUACACACACAACCCUUUCUGGUGGAUCUAGAAUACAUUGGUGGUACCCAGGCCCAGAUCCUGGGCUCUGAGUUGGCCCGUUCCAACAUCUACCCCAUCAGUGAAGUGCUGACUGCAUGAAGAGGCCAGUUCAAGGCUGCAGGAUCUCCAUGACACAGGGCAUCAACAGGAUAUCUAGAGGCAUCCCAGUGAGAGUCCACUGUUGAUAGUGUAGCAGAAGCCAGAGAACAAUGAUUCAUUGCAAUGAACAUUUGCAAGGAAAGAAGUGUGGGCAAAAGUGUAUGCUGUGGGACACACUGUCACACACUACAGCUUCCACAGUGACUUUUUUUUUUUCUUUUGGUGGGAGUUGAGGGCAGAAGGCAGGUAUGAGGGGACAGAGAGAUGAGUGGGAUUAGGGUGAUGAUGUGAAAAUCACAAAGAAUCAUUAAAAGUUAAAUAAAAAAUUUAGAAGGAAAGUAAAAAUAUACAUUGGUGGCAACGUUGACCCAUUUCUAGCAAUUGGGCAACACUUUUUUUUAAACCUUGUAUCUCCCUACAGGAAAAAAUAAACUCCAGGAUAAGUGUAAACAAGGAAAAAGGCUGGGACAGAAAACUGGCAUAGUGACAGGAUGCUCUUGCUAGUGGACAGAUUGUUUAUUGUUUAAUUUAAAGCUCAAACACUCCUAUGUGGUUUAAAGAUUUCACUCUCCCAGUCUCCAGCUCCAGGAAGGAGAAACAUCACUACCCUACUUCCCUGUGAGUGACUCCUCAGUAGCUGCUGCUUCACUUUAGUGUCUACCUCUGGUAAUAUAAUCAUUCCCCCUCUUGCUAAUCGGUCAUAGCCAUCCUAGAACACCUAGAGCCCUCUUCAAUGGUGAACCAGAAAGAGGUUCCAAGCCCCGUCAUCAUCUUCCAAGUCUAAAUCAUCUAUGACUAACAGGCUUGCUAUACUUAAGAGCUCUCCGUAGGAAAUCUGGAGAGGGGUAGUGUUUGAGGCUCAGUAAAUUGGAGCAUGAGUGCCCCUGUCACGGCCAGAUUUGUGCUAUUAAAGAGAUACACAGAGGCCACUGUGGCCAGAGAAGAUUAAACAAAAAAAAAAAAAGAUAGUGUUGGGAGAGCAAUUCUGAACAGCUCAUGAAGGAAAGAAGAGUUCUGGUAAAGAUUUAUAAUUUAUUCUACUUGUCAGGAGACAUGAUCAAAGAGCUUGCAGCAGGGACGCUGAUGGGAUUCAGCCAGGACCAAGGUAUGUGUGGAUGGCAGGGGACUGAAGGGAAGGGAGGCUACCUUGUUCUUUAGGCUCCUCUUCUGACUCCCCAUGCUUCUCGUCACAAAGCCAACCCUUGUUGACCACAUGUUCUCAGUCAUCGCCUACACAUGACUAGUUCAUUCACCAAAUCAUCUGCCCACAACAAACAUGAAAUCCUAGGGUCCAUCAUUCCCUGGAAAGCACAGCCUUUGGUGAACCAUAAAAAUGAUGGGCUCAUGUAUGGCCAUCAACCAAAACUCAUUUGGAAAGAGAGUCUACCUGGGGAACUAUUUAGGUUAAGUUGAUCUGAGGGCACAUCUGAGGGGUGGGGGUGGGGUUGCCGUAAGUCCUCUAUGGUGGCACCAUUCCCUAUGCAGGGAGUCCUGAGCUCUGGAGGGCAAGCAUGCCCAGGUGCAUUAUUCUUCUCUGCUCUUGACCAUAGGAUGUGACCAGCUAUUUAGAGCUCCUGCCACGGUAACUUCUGUGCUAUGAUGGACGACUAUAAUCUGGAAUUGUAAGAUGAAUAAACCUUCUUUUCUCCCA